CCCGUGUCACCGAACCAGCGCUGCCCGCGCCCGCCGCGACACCGCCCCGCCGGCGGCUCGCCGUUCCCGCGGGGCUGCAGCGCCUCGCUCGGGCUUUCACCCCUGAGUCAGCAAAGUCGCGCCCGGCCGGUUCUUUCGGCACCGCCCGCGGGGAAGCGUGUGAGGGUUGGGGAUGCGGCUCCUCGGCGGAGGCRCCGGGCGUGCGUGAGCCGCGCGGCUCUGCAGGGGCACGGCCGAGGCGUUUAACACAACACAGGGACGCGGUGUCCUCGCUCGCUGUGACAGCAGCCGCGAUGCCCGACGUGCGCGCCGGGCGCUGCCCCGCGCCGGCCCGGGGACAGCGCUGAGCCGGGCAGAGCCUCACGCCCAGCAGAAGCCCCCGUUUCCCGAGGAGCCCCUGUUCGCCUCACGGCCGAUGAGACACCCCCCGCGCCUCUGCGGCUCCCCGCCCUUCUGUUGAGUCUUCAAGCCCAGGAGGUUCAGCAACAUCUGAUGACCAUGAAUUUGACCCAUCAGCUGAUAUGCUGGUGCAUGACUUUGAUGAUGAACGGACAUUAGAAGAGGAGGAAAUGAUGGAAGGAGAAACAAACUUCAGAUCUGAAAUAGAGGAUCUUACCAGGGAGAGUGACAUGCCCAUCCAGGAGCUGCUGAGCCGUUAUGGCUACGAUGGCACUGUGCCACUGCAGGAGGAGGAGGAGGAGGAAGAGGAGGAGGAGGAAGAGGARGARGGAGARGAUGACGAUGAUGUCGAUAACGAUGACAACAGUGGCUGCAGUGGGGAAAACAAGGAGGAGACCAUAAAAGAUUCCUCAGGGCAGGAAGAUGAGACCCAAUCAUCCAACGAUGACCCAGCCCCAUCUGUUGCUUCCCAAGAUCCCCAGGAGAUCAUUCGCCCUCGGCGAUGUAAAUAUUUUGAUACAAAUAGUGAAAUAGAGGAGGAAUCUGAAGAAGAUGAAGAUUAUAUUCCCUCAGAAGACUGGAAAAAGGAAAUCAUGGUGGGCUCUAUGUUUCAAGCUGAAAUCCCAGCUGGCACCUGCAAAUACAAAGAGAAUGAAAAAGUGUAUGAAAACGAUGACCAGCUGCUCUGGAAUCCAGAUUUUUUACCAGAGGAUAAAGUGAUAGAAUUCCUGAACGAAGCCUCGAGGCGCACGGGAGAGGAGAAAGGCCUGGAUGCAAUUCCUGAGGGAUCCCAUAUUAAAGACAAUGAGCAGGCGUUGUAUGAACUGGUGAAGUGCAAUUUCGAUAUUGAGGAAUCCUUACGAAGGCUCAGAUUUAAUGUCAAAGCAGCCAGAGAAGAAUUAUCAGUUUGGACAGAAGAGGAAUGCAGGAACUUUGAACAAGGGCUGAAAGUCUAUGGCAAGGAUUUCCAUGUGAUUCAGGCCAACAAGGUGCGGACCCGCUCCGUGGGGGAAUGUGUGGCAUUUUAUUACAUGUGGAAAAAGUCRGAACGUUACGAUUUCUUCGCUCAGCAGACCCGUUUUGGGAAGAAAAAAUACAACCUGCACCCUGGGGUCACGGAUUACAUGGAUCGGCUCCUGGAUGAAAGUGAAAGUGCUGCUUCCAGCAGAGCUCCAUCCCCUCCUCCCACCACCUCCAACAGCAGCACCAGCCAGUCCGAGAGGGAGGACAGCACCACCAGCAGCAGCAACCAGAACGGUGUCUCUGCCAACGGCCCAGGGGAUGUUCCAGGAAAAGAGGAGACAAAACUCGAGGGAUUGCACGUCAACGGACCUUCCAGCGGGAAAAAAACACCCCACACGGAGCUGGAUACAAAUGGGUAUGAACCUGAAAACCUUUCCAUUGACCCCAAAGUCACUCAUUCAGCUUCAAGGAACGAGCCUGAGCUGGAAGAAAAGAGUGAGAGACCUCUGAAAAGAAGAAGAAUUAACAGCAAUGGGAAGGAGAGCCCGGGAGCUUCGGAGUUCUUCCAGGAAGCAAAUUCCCAUGGGAAGCUGGAGGAACUGGAAACUUUGGAUGACUGAGUGCUGGGAGCUGAUUUUAUUCCUUGGAGUAAAUUUUGGGUGUCUAAAAUUUUCAGGGUUGAUGGGUUACCUUACAAAAUCCAGUUCCAAAAACAAGCUGAGAUUUUUUUUUUUUUUUUUGUUUCCUGAGACGUUCUGGUUGGCUCCAAAGAUGUGAUGAUUUGGUGGUUUUUAGUGCUGGAAAGCAGCGGGAGAAUAUUGAAUUUCUCAGAGUCGGCAGCUGCAGUUCUGGGAUAAAAAGCUCUUUAAAUAUUUGAGGAACAAAGCAGUGAGUUGCUGCAAAAAUACUCCCAGCCUAAUACAUUAAAGAAUGUGUUAAUACAGCAUUUAAUGUAGAAUACAGCAUUUAAUCAGUGUGCAAAGUGAACAAAGCAUUUGGGGCUUUGCAAGAAAUGCAAGUAAAACAGGGAAAGCCAAGGCAGAGCAGGCACAGAGACUCCCACUCCUGCUGGAGAGAGGAAAAUGUCAUCCCAUCCUUAAGGAACCCUCAUGAAUCCUGAAAGUUAUGAGCACAACUAUUUUUAUAUAUAGAAGUUUUAAAAGGUAAAUAAAUAAACCAGGUCAGGUUUGUCUAUGUAAAAUUGUUGACAUCAAUGAUGUCUUUCCAUAUUCUUUAUCUGGGCUAAAGAAAUACAUUCUGUAUUUUUCCAGAUUUCUUUGUAGCCUUUGAAAGAUUUUUACAGUACUUAUGUCUUGAUUGAACUGUCCUUUCUUAAAACAAAAGCUUGUAUAAUUUUCUUACCUUGUACAGUUGGUAAACUUUUAUGAGAGAGUUGAUACCCUGAGUCUAAUGUCAGCUUCCUUUUAUUUUGCUGAAGUCUUUUCUAAAAAAAAAAAACCCGACAAAAAAACCCCCAGACCAAACCGAUGGAGUUAAAAAUUAAUCAGCAACAUGUUAAUUUUCUUCCCAGAAACUGGUAAAUAAUUAACAUAAGAAUGGUUAGGAGGCAUUUGAUUUUGGCAACGUGGGGUUUUUUUCUUGGUUUAUGGUAAAUAAUGAUGUUUAAAUUUUUGUUAAGCAUGCUGCUUGCAUUGCACACAUCUCCUUGCUUUCUUUCUCCCUUUCCUCCCUUGCAUUUGGAACUCGGGAGAAAUUUCCCAGCAGCCAAAUUCUCGAGUUUACUGAACCUUCCUCAAGUUGAGCUGUUCAAUUAUUUUCAGUCUGUCACCUGCCACGUUUCAGGGAGCACAGCAAGGGCUGGAGUGGAGCUGGACUGGUUGGAAAUGCAGCUGCAAACUGGUGCUGGACUGGAAUUCCUGAGGAGCACAGGGAUGGUUCCAGUGGGAGCAGCACACACAGGUCAGAGGUUGGACUUGAUGAUCUCAAAGGUCWUUCCCAACCUGGUAAAUCCUGGGAUUCUCUGGUGGUGCAUGGAGACACACUCACCUGGACAAGGGAGAGUAGGAAUUUCACAUUAAGCUAUAAAGAAUUAAUUUCAGGGUGAAAACCAAAAAUUCCUUAUUUCUAAGGGUGGAGGGGGUGAUGCUCACCCUGCCAGCAGCACCACUGAAAAGUUGGGGAUGUUGGAUUCACAUCCAUCAAUCGGGAACGUUUUUAAUCCAAAUUUCAUUUUGGUUUUGUUUGGUUGGUUUUUAAAGCCCAGCUCCACUUCUUCUCUGUUAAAAUUUGGGAAAAUUGUUGAUGUGGAUCAUUGAUAACCUGGUGUCCUCCUCCUUAUAGGUGUGCUGUUAAUCGGUUAUUUUAUCUUAAACUUUAUGGUUUGUACGGUUCCAGUAGAAAUGAAUGGUUUGAAAUGGAUGUUUCAGCCCAAACCAGAAUCCAAUUUAUCCUAUUUAUCCUAUUUUCGGUUUCAUUUUGAUGCUCUUUGGUUUYGGUUGCAAGCUGGAAUUACUUCCCAGAAAUCCAUAGGAAAGUUUCCAAGUGAAUUGUCUCAGGCUCGUGGCUGAAAUCCAGCACUGUGUAUAUUUUCAAGACUGUUGCUUUGUUUUUUCUUUCCUUUUUGGUUUUAUUUUUUUUUUUUGUGAUAUGUAGAAAAGACCUGACAUUCCAUAACCCACUAUGUAAUGCUCAGCUAGACUUUAAGAAUAUUUAAUUUGAAUUUACCUUUUGUUUAUGCUGGUGUUUUAUACAAUACUUUGUUCAUGGUUCAGACUGCAGCCACUAUAACUCRAUAAGUCAUUGCACUACUAAAGCUAUUUAAAAUCCUGGAAAUCUGCUAACUUUGCUUUCCUUUUCCAARCCUUCAGUACACGUUGGAAUCCAAUCCAACUGAAGAAAUCCUUGGGCUUCCCAAAGGGUUCAAUGUGAUAUAAAAUAUCCUCCACACACAAACCCUCCAGAUUAGUUUGAUACAUUUGUUCCACUCGGUAUUUUGCACUGUUAGUAAUCCCCUCCUCUUAUCCCCCUUCCCUGUCUGCAAUUCUGGAAAAGCUUAUUAAAAUAUUUUUAAACUUAU
Messenger RNA from Malurus melanocephalus (red-backed fairy wren), 4399 nucleotides. It is a transcript of the gene MIER1, whose product is annotated as MIER1 transcriptional regulator. Bases 522 to 1982 code for a protein of 486 amino acids. Gene Ontology annotation, cellular component: nucleoplasm. The transcript has 14 exons. Gene Ontology annotation, molecular function: transcription corepressor activity; histone deacetylase binding. The record is from RefSeq and is a predicted model, not a curated record. Lineage: Eukaryota; Metazoa; Chordata; Aves; Passeriformes; Maluridae. Gene Ontology annotation, biological process: negative regulation of transcription by RNA polymerase II.